ACAAACCAUAAAUUGACCAAAACUUAAAUGACUUCAAAUUAUCACUUCAACACCCAAGUUCACAACUCACCGGUUUAUAUCUUCUCUACCCAAAAGUCCCAAAACCCAUUGGCUCAAAACCUCCCCAGUCCCCAUUGGCCAUUGCUGCGUUUCUGUGUCCCGUUCUCCAAAUAAAUUAAUCAUGCCGAACCAUUACUGGGAAUUUGACAUGGGAAAUUUGGACCUUAACAAGCUGUAUUUGGUCUCAGCUUUUCUUGCUAUGGAACCAUCCGAUUCUUUAAUUUCUUUAGCAAGGAGAUGUGGGGGUGGCUUCAUUUCAGAGGAAGUGCAACAAUUCAUUUGGGAUUAUUGCAUCAACAAAUUUGAUGAGAACCUUCAUGUACCUUACUUGAAACUAUUUCUGAAGAAGCUCAUUAAAGAAAUUGAAUUAACUGGCAGCAAUGUGUUGGAUGAAUUUUAUGAACGUUAUGCUCACUACAUGGUUUCUUUGAAGGAAGACGCAUCAGAAAAAGCAUGGAUUGUGAAAUGCAUAUCAUUUAUUUUUCAUGACAUUCCUAGUUACCCUGGUGAAAUGCAGAUGGUUGUGCCACUACAAUGUUCUCUUAACAUGCUUCAAGGGGACACUGGGUGUGCUCUUUGGCCUUCUUGUCUUUUUCUGUCAGAGUUUGUUCUUUCAUUCCCUGAAGUUUUUACGAGAAAAUCAUGUUUUGAGGUUGGUUCAGGUGUAGGUCUGCUUGGUGUCUGCCUUAAUCAUGUUAACGCCUCGCAGGUUAUCUUGUCAGAUGGUGAUGCAUCAAGUUUAGCAAAUUUGAAGAUUAACUUGGAAAUGAAUAAGAUUGAAAAUCCAGAAGCUUCUUUAGAUAAAAGUACAGAUAGCUCAUAUAUGGUGCAAUGCAUACAUUUGCCAUGGGAGUCUGCAAAAGAGAGUGAGCUUCAGCAAAUCAAGUCUGAUAUUGUUUUGGGAGCUGAUGUAAUCUAUGAUCCAUCAUGCCUCCCACAUCUUGUUCAAGUGCUAUCCAUUUUUCUAAAUCGAAGAAAAACCAGUGACAGUAAAUUGAAUGGCAGUGCUCGUGUAGAUAAUAAAGAAGAAGAUUGCCUCGGUGAUGAUUCUACGGAAUCCAACACAGCGACAUUACAGGAAGCGACUUUAAGAACCUUGAUCAAAGAAAUGGAUAUUGGUCCGGUGGCCAUUAUUGCCUCAGUGAUACGAAACAUUGAUACUUUCAAUUGUUUUCUGAACUUAUGCUGUCAAAAUAAUCUUCUUGUUAGGGAUAUAACCAAAUCUAUUAGGCCAUAUAAUUUGCUACCAUACAUGGAAUCAUAUAAGAGAUCAGAUGUACACUUGCUGGUGCUAUCCUAUGUAAGCUAGUAAAGUAGUGAAAGUGUGCUCAUAACAAUGUAUUUUUGCAACAACUCUAUUUAUCUCUAUUAAGAAAGCAAAAUUCUUUUGUAGUUUUGUUGAUGGGGUUCCCUUUUAACUUUGUAACGAGUGCUAAAAGCAUUCUCAAGGAAAUAGUUUAAAACGUGGAUUAUUAUGUAAAA
This is a messenger RNA of Chenopodium quinoa (quinoa), 1542 nucleotides long. Its product is annotated as protein-lysine N-methyltransferase EEF2KMT. Bases 182 to 1369 code for a protein of 395 amino acids. The transcript is spliced from 10 exons. The record is from RefSeq and is a predicted model, not a curated record. Lineage: Eukaryota; Viridiplantae; Streptophyta; Magnoliopsida; Caryophyllales; Amaranthaceae.